AUGUCCACCAAGCCAAUCACUUGGAAUAAGGAGCGUCCUGCUACCCAAAUUAUUCCCACAUUCCGCUAUAUUCUCAAGGACAACCCAACAAUCACAGCUGUUGGUCUGAAAGUCAUGUUUCCGCCUGGAGCUUCUUCCCCGCCUCACAGGCAUGGAACAGCCAACGUGAUAGCCCAAGUCAUUGAAGGCAGCUGUACCAGUGGGAUGAACGAUGAUGAACCAGGCAUUUAUGGUGAAGGAGAGCACUGGUAUGAAGCUCCUGGAUGCUACCAUCGAAUCAGUGAUAACGCGAGCGACACUGAGAGGGCGGUUCUCCUUGUCACGUUUGUUAUCGAAACCAAGAUUUUGGAAGAACAUGGAUUGGGGGUUCUCGUGCAAGUCGAGCCGGAAUACUUAGAGGGAGCCAUUGAGCAGAUGGCGCGAUGCGGCUUUUCUAUUCCCCAAUGA
Molecule: messenger RNA, 447 nt
Organism: Glarea lozoyensis ATCC 20868
Lineage: Eukaryota; Fungi; Ascomycota; Leotiomycetes; Helotiales; Helotiaceae
Product: RmlC-like cupin
Exons: 2
Coding region: 1-447 (148 amino acids)
Source: RefSeq, a predicted model, not a curated record